Molecule: messenger RNA, 2445 nt
Organism: Pestalotiopsis fici W106-1
Lineage: Eukaryota; Fungi; Ascomycota; Sordariomycetes; Amphisphaeriales; Sporocadaceae
Exons: 2
Coding region: 1-2445 (814 amino acids)
Source: RefSeq, a predicted model, not a curated record
AUGAUUGACUCGGAUAACCUCCGAACAGCCUCGCUGUACAUCAACAACCAGCUAUUAUCCCGCGGCCUUCUACGCGAUGGCCAGAGCAUUGACUUUGCCGACCCCGAGGGCGGCGAGGGUCUGCAGGGGACCAUGGGGAAGAUUAUGGGUGUGGUAAACGACUUGAUUUUGCGACGUGACCGCGACGCAGUCCACCGAGAAUCACUUAGCAAUACACUGCUAUCACUACGUGCCGAUAACCAACGCCACACAACAGAAACGACAAGAUUGUCCGAGAAACUCACAGAGACCCAGCGCAGGCUCGACGGCGCCGACGCGGUGGAGCGCACACUACGACUCCAGGUCAGAUCUACAGAGUCGACUGUCCACAAGCUCAAGGACGAGAUUGCAAAGACAAAGUCACUGGUAGCUCAAGGUCGUGCCGCCUGCGCCAACGAGGUCCGCAAGCGAGACAGGCAAAUCGAGAGCCUCAAAAAGGCAGUUAUUGACGCCGGAAGGGUGAGAGGAGGUAGCAAGAGCCGUGAUGUCGUUAGCAUCACGGUCGUUGGUGAGGUCGGAGCCGAGAUUGAUGGAGGGGGCAUGGGCCGCAGCAGCACCGACGAUGAGCACUACAGCUUGCGCAUGGAGACGAAUGAAUUCUUGACCGAGUUGGCAAAGAGUCUCAGCGAGGAGAAUUCCACCCUCCUGAACCUGGUGCACCGAACUGUCGAAAGUCUGCGCGACAUGAGUGGCCUUCAGCAAGCCGACAAUGACCACAUGAAUAUCGAUGAUCGCGGUUGCUAUAAUGCGCCUCAGGGACAUCGAAAUGCUGAGGAGUUGGCAUCUGAGCUUGAAGGGAUCCUCGAGCAUCUUAGGACUAUACUCACCAACCCUUCAUUUGUUCCUAUCGAAGAGGUGGAGAUUCGUGAAACAGAGAUUGCCCGGCUUCGCGAAGGUUGGGAGCGCAUGGAGGCCCGCUGGAAGGAUGCCGUUAACCUGAUGGAUGGCUGGCGUAGGCGCAUGGUCUCCAGCGGCAAGCCUGUCGACAUGGAAGAGUUGCAAAUGGGCAUGAGGCUCAGCCCGGUGCGCAUCACAGAAAGCAGAAACUCUGGCCCAGAUACGGACAAGCAUUAUCAGGAGUUGUCUUGCGUACAAGAAGAAGACGAAGAAGAUGGUUCCCAUUUCAACUCGGUCGAGUACCGAAGCCCCGCAGAGUCGUUGCAUCUUGUGCCUGCGCCAAGUCAUGAACAAGAGCCAGACGACGACUCGGAAUCUAGUAUAUUCCAGGACGAUGUUGAUAUGGAUGAGCUCGAGGUCGAAGAACCUAACGUCGAGGUUCUACAAGAGUCAACAAACAGUACCACCACAAGCUCGCCUCCGUUGCCCAUACCACCUCACUUGAGCCCUCUCAAAGACUCCUACUCAUCAGCCAACAGGGGCUCUCAGAACAGCAAAAGGGGCUCGCGUCGAAGCCGGCCAGGCGAUGCAACCACUGUCGCCGAGGAAACAUCAUUUGCGAUGGCAACCACUACAAGCCAACCACCAGCGCCCCCACCUCACGGCCCCCGGCCUCAGAAAUCCAGCAGAAGCUUGAGAUCAGUUGCAGACUCGCAAGAGCUGCUCAAGCCUUCAACUACAGAAAUGCAUGAAAGCACCUUAUUUGGAGAGUCAUAUGAAUCCCCGAUCCGGUCGAAUCCUUCCCGUAAGCUAUUCUCGGGCCCGGCGCCCAAGGCACCAGAAUUCGGUGCAGAGCAAAAGUCACUUUCAGCGCGGGACAUUCCUCGGUCGCAGCAGCCGACACGAGCGUCUAGCAAGAAACAAAUCACUGAGACGACAGUGUCACACGUCGAACCUCCCAAGCCAACAUCGUCCACCAGACCUAGAAAGGCUGCGAAGCGGACGGCAUCGGCACCCGACGCAACCAAGAAACAAGCUUCCGUCACUGGGAAGCCAGCUUCAAAGUCAACAGGAGCAAACUCAGGGGCAGACUCUGUAACGAGUGUUUCUCAUGAUCGGCCAUCAAGCUCAGCCCGGCUUCCACGGGUUGACAACCCACCUGUUCAGCCAAGCCCCAUCACUAUGGCAUCGAUAUCUGCCAAGCUCGAGGCGUCGGAGCGCCAGGCAGAUGCAGCUCGAGUACGGGCGAAGCUGAAGGCUGCGCGAACAAAUCGCAAGCCAGAGAGCACAAGCACUGUUCAAGAGCUACCUGUAUUGGACGAGACAAGCACAGACCCGGUAAAGAGAGAUGUUCCUCAUCCUGCAGCAGUACGACUAGUGGAGCCUGAGGAAGAUGAACUCGCAAAGCCGGACACGAAUAUUCAAAGCCGAUCGCCAAGAUCGGAAAAACGCAAGCGUGACAGGAGACCGAGCAAGGCCAUCUCCAGGAGAAGAAGCACGCUCAGCCCUUGGGAGCUGGAGAGUUUAAUUCAGGGCCAUGUGGAGGGCGUCCCCAGCCCAGCAAGGUGA